CCUUCGUGUCAUCGUGUUUCUGUAAUUCUUCUCGAGGGAAUUGAUAGAGUUUAAACGUUAGCUACCUGAUAGUUUCGGACGUCCGAAACUGUACACGUUUACGGCAGAGGAUGUGAGUUUCCGUGUUUGACUAGAGAACGCGAGACACUGAAGCCAGAUUAAAAAAUGCCGAAUGUUCACAGAAAGUGUGCGUAAUGGGACAUACAUUUGUGUUGAUUUGUUCGCUGAAAAGUCAAACACCUGGCGUAUAGCAACAAGAUCAAGAAUUUGGCUGCGGGAACGAAGCGUAAAUCAAAUCUGUGGUCGUCGCAACCUACAUAAAGAGUGAAAAGGUUUGAUUGUUCAAGCCACGUCUGUCGUUGGUUGUGGUCGCACAGCUUCUACCGGGGGUGAAAGGCACAAUGACAACAAGAGGCAAGGACAGGGGGUGCCGUGUGUGUGGAGGGACUCUGCACGGUAACCAAAGGCGAUGGCUGUUCGGAGGGCAGAAGAAGGGUGGUCUGCUACAAACUGCAAAUGAUUCCCACUCCAAAGGAAGUUUGGCAGGUUCUGCCUGGAGCAGCCCAUUAGGUAGCACUCUUUCACUGGGCUCAUCUCUCUCUCUCUCAAAGUCUUCUUCCCUGUCGUCCCCCUACAGAGGAGCUGACUUGCUCGCUAUUCUAACACACAUAUUAGGACAUACUGUACCAAGGGGCGAUAGGCGGGGGGAGUUUCUGUGUGGGAAAUGUGUGUCGGUUUUAGAGCGUGUGUUUAAAUUUGACACUGUCAUUGCCCGAGUCAAAGUCUUAUCGCUGGAGAGGCUGCAGAAGCUGAACCAGGAGAGGAACAAGACCAGAAAGUGGAUGUGCAGUGUAUACAGGCAGCAUAACCCCCAGGAUCGGAAAAUGAGGGGGGGCUCCAGCGAGGAAGAGGAUGGAGGAGGAAGUGGGACAGAGAUAGGCAUAGGGGAUACAUAUAGGGAAUUGCUGAGGAAAAAUAUGGCUCUGUCUGAAUUUGAAUGCUGGUCAGAAAAAUGGGACUCCUGCCCUUAUUUCAGGAGAACGGGUAAGAGAUGCAAGAAGGGAAAAAACUGCGAAGGAUGCGACUCUCUGAGGGUGUCUGAUUCAGACUAUGAGUCUGUAUGUGGAGUUCCCCGUCGCCUACCCUUUCAGCCUUUCUCCCCAUUGCCCCUCUCUCGGGAUAAGUCCCAAAGCAUGCCACUGCAGUGGUCAAGGGUGCCAUCUGUCAGCUCCAGCACCAUCUCUCGGGGUAGCUCUUGCAUCUCCUUAGCUGGGCCUUCUCACGCAGACUCCAUCCAAUCCUUGGACUCGCUGGAUGGAAAUUACCACUUCGAUUUGUCAGAGGAGCCCUCUGUCAACUUGGAGAAAGUGCUGAGAGAGUUAAGAGAUGUAGUGGCCAGGCCAGUCAGCUCGCCAGUAGGGAGCCGGAUUCCGGUUUUGGGCAGAAUGAAGAGAGGACUUCAGAGAGGUGCAGCAGAUCUGUCAGAGAUGGAGGUAGCUAGGGUGCUGAGUUUUGGAGCAGGGGAUGACCUGGGAGAAGAAGUGGAUGGAGAGCUCAAAGAUGUUUUGACUGAACUGAGAGAUGAAUUCAUCCCGCUACACAGAGAGAGAAGUGCCAGUCACAUGCACAUUGCUGUCAGGCAGCUUAAAGGACAACUGGAUCAAUCUCUUUCACGUAUAAAGACCCUAGAGUCACAACUCAAGGAUGCAAGCACACCUACACAGAGUGAUGACAGUCAGUCAAAUGAAUUGCUCAUGCCCCCACACAUGGACAGCGAGAAGAUGCUGCUUCAGACCAUGGGUGACACGCUGCACCGUAGAGAUAAGGUUAUACAGGACUGUGUGGCUUGCAUCAGUAAGCUUUGCACUGGGGCAGGAGUCAGUGCAGAUGUAAGCAACAGGCUGAUAGAUGAACUGACAAACACACUUAAAACCAUACAGACCGACUCUGAGCGAGUCCAGGAGUUCUCAAAGCUGAAGGAGAGGGAGCAGGGGAUGGAGAGAGAGAUGGAGGCUCUGAGACAGGCUGCAAGUGAGAGAGAGAGAGAUCUAAAUGUACUGAACACAGUGUUGCUGGGAAGCCAGGACAUCAUCAAUGAGCUGAGGGUGGAACUUGGAGAACGGGAUAAAGUCCAGAGGGAGGAGCAGCAGGAGAAGGAGGCGUGGAGAGAGCGAGACCAGGCCAUGAUGGCCAUUCUGAAGGAGAAAGAGGCACUCACUAGCUCCCUGAAGGAAGCACUGGAGAGCUCUCGGAGGGAUGUACAGGCUCUUUCAGACUCUGUGAUUGGCCAAGGGGUGUCAGGCGGUGGGGCUGAAGUUGCCCUGGCCUAUCAGCUCAAAGAGAAGGAGACAUUGCUGGCAGGCUGGCUGAGGGACAGAGAGGAGGAGAGUGCUUCUUUAUGGCAGGAGUUUGCUCAACUCACUGCAGCCCUGGAGGACAGUGAGACUCUGAUGCAGACGCAGAGAGCCAGUCACACUGAGACCAUGUCCAUGCUCUCUGAGCAGCUGAGAGAGGCACAGAAGGCCCUGCGGCAAAGAGAGAGAGAGAUCAAGGAGACUGAGAGAGAGCGGCAGGAAGAGAGAGAGGGGAGGGACGGGGAGCUGAGGAAGCUAAGAGAGAGUCUGGAGAAGAGGGAUGAGCUAAUACAGCAAGUUCUCUUGCACACUGAGGAGCGAGACCACCAGCUCAUGGAACUGCAACGGAGCAUCCGGACCAAAACAGCACCUCAGACCGCUAUCAAACACACGCUGUGAGGGCGACCGGGCCACAGAUCCAGGGAAAGGUUGCACUACUUGUUCUCCACCAAGUAAUUGCUUCAAUAUGAACACACAGGAUAUGCUAUUGGAAUUAUUCCAGGUGUACAUUUUAAGUGACUUCUGAAUACAUAAUGAAUAUUUAAUACAUAAUAUAUAUUUGAUCACACGUUUUCAUCGUGAAUCAAGUGCAAAUGUACAGGGGGUUCAUUUUCUUUUCUGAUUUUCUUUUUGUAAUCUUUCAGUUUUUAUUGAAAUAGGUGGUACAGUCUGUCAUGAUGAAUUGAAUUGGAAAAGGGAUCAUUAUAUUUAUUAAUAAUGUGAUGCUGUAUGAGUGUAUGGUAAAAUUCACUUCAGUGACUACGGUGGUUGAAUGAUACCUCAUUGUAACUGGAAGCAAUGCCAGCUUGUAAAGCAUUCCUUUGGGUGGCCUUUCCAUGCACUUUAUAAAGUAACAUGCUUUAACCAAUUCACUCAUAACAUAACAUCCAACUGAUCAUAUUAUUUGGGAACUACUUUAAAAGAACAGUCUCACAGCCUGUGCUUUUCCAAUGCCCUAAUCACUUGGGGAGUCACAAGAGUUCUUGCACAACUGUCCUGUUGAUGGCAUUGUUAUGCUUUGCUACUGUUCUAGGGUCUAUGGUAUACUGUGUUUUUGGGCCAUAUAAUAAUUAACGGAAGACAGGGCAGUAUAGAGAUGUGUCAAUUAUUUUGCUGCUUGAUUUUGUUUUAGUUUUUUUUAAUUCAGAAUUUUAACAGGGAUUUGGGGAUUAAGGCAUACUCUUAAAUGGCACAGAAAUGUACAGAAAAGUUGAAAAUGAAAAAAAACUUCUUGACUUCUUCAAUUUUAAGUUGCCAGCAAGUCUAUUACUCUAUCAGUGGUUUGGUAAUUGGGCAUUUUUCAUUACUUUUUAAAAGAAUAUCACUGCCAUACUUUCUCAGUGUAGUUCACCAAUGAACACACACACUAACGUGGUAAUGAGUGUGGGCAAUGACUGCUGCAUGUUACAUCUAAAUACCUUGUGAGUACCUGUGCAAGCUUUGACUUGAAUCAACCAAUUAAGUCAUUGUAAUUGAAGCAGAAUUAAAACUAGCAUACCCUGCAGUUUUUCAGCACUGAAAUAGUGCUUCUCUGCUCUUUAGCACUUCAAAAUAACUGGUGAUCUGUAUAGUAAAUUGUAAUGUGCAUAAAAGCAACUAUAAACUGUGUUUUAUUUCAGUUACGUAAACAAUGACAGUCCCCAAUAUAUCCAUCAGGCCAAUGAUCCAAGAUGAUGUACAGUACACUCUGCAAUAUCCUCCAGGGUUGUACCACACGUUGCUAUUACAGUCUUCCUGGAUUCAUUAAAAUGUUUUACAAAGCCA
This is a messenger RNA of Conger conger (European conger), 4118 nucleotides long. RefSeq lists its product as uncharacterized. NCBI's taxonomy places the organism in Eukaryota, Metazoa, Chordata, Actinopteri, Anguilliformes, Congridae. The transcript is spliced from 12 exons. Bases 402 to 2753 code for a protein of 783 amino acids. The record is from RefSeq and is a predicted model, not a curated record.